This is a messenger RNA of Emiliania huxleyi CCMP1516, 1200 nucleotides long. RefSeq lists its product as hypothetical. The record is from RefSeq and is a predicted model, not a curated record. Bases 40 to 1200 code for a protein of 386 amino acids. NCBI's taxonomy places the organism in Eukaryota, Haptophyta, Isochrysidales, Noelaerhabdaceae. The transcript has 6 exons.
CCCUGGUUUGCAUGCCCGUGCAUGCCCGUAUGUGUGUAAAUGCGACUGGAGGACCUGGACCGCUACUCGGUCGACUUCACCUUUGCUGGCGAGCUUCCCACUCCCGCCGAGCUCCUCAAGGUCGCGCGGCUCGCGGCGGACCGCGCAAACCGCGCAAACGCCGUGUCGGCGGAUGCGCCCGCAAACAACGGCGGAGCGGUCGCGGCGGUGCCCGCCAGAUCGGCGGCUCGGCAGCGGGAGGCGCCGCCGGCGCGGCCGCACAAGCGUCCACUGCCGCCGCCGAGCCAGCCGCAGCCGGCGGUGGCGCCUCCUCGCAGGCCGGAGCCUGCGCCGGCGAACGCUUGCGCUAGCAGCCAGGCCGGCGACAGCCCGGCCAAGCAGCGGCGCGCGGAGGCGAGCCAGCUGAGCGCCGCCGAGCACGCCGAGCUUCUCUCGCUCGCUGAGGCGGGCGCAGCGCCGGGCGAGGGCGGCGGCAGCGAGGCGGCGGCGCGGUACGCGGCGCUGUCGGCGCGGCUGCACAGCGAGCAGCGCACGUGGCUGAGCGAGCUGCAGUCGUCGCUGCUCUCCGAGGCGCCGUCGCGGUACACACAGCUGCCGGCCGGGACGGAGAGACUCGCCGACGAGCUUCGCGCGAGGAGCGCGCGCGCCGCCGCCUCGCGCUGCCGGCCACACUACUCGCUCCUCUCUAAGCUGGCGCGCGCCGCCCAGCCGGCAGCGGCGGCAGGCGGCGCCGCCAAGCUGCGGCAUGCUGGUCUCCCGCACUGGCGCCUCGCGCUGCCAGCCGCGCACCCGCUGCCAGAGGCGCCCCUGCUGCCGGCCGCUCCCGCGCCGCCGCCGCCGCUCGCGUCUUCCUCGGCGCCUCCUCCCCCGCCCGUCGCGUCUGACCGGAGGGCGAUGAAGGCGCGGCGCGCGAGGGCGGCGGCCUCACACGCGGCGCGCGAGGUCGGCGCCUCCUUCGUCGCCGCCUCCUCCGCGGUCGCUUACCUCGACAAGCCGCUGCCGCCAGCCACGUCGACGGCGCGCGCACGGGCGUGCCGCGCCUACUCGCACGCGCUGCGUUCGUGGCUGAGCGACGAGGGGCGGCGGCGAGGGGGCGGCGAGGGCGGCGGGCGUGAGGGCGGGACGGGCCGUGGCGGCAAGGGCUUCCGCACGCCGGAGAGGCGGCCCUUGUCGGGCCUCUCUUCACGGCUGCAGCUGUGA